UCACCCCCCCCCCCCCUCUGGGAUGACACACGUCACAUGCAUUCGGUAGCUCGGAGGUUCGGGCUCCUGCGAUGACAAAGACCCCUCAAGGUAUGGUGGUGACCCAGGCUGCCGCUUCGUGCUUUCAACAGCUGCCUACCAGGGGGAAACCCUCCCAAUCGGGAUUGGGAGGAUGUGUGUCAACUGCGACUGUCUCGCUGCCCUGUCUACGUGAUUUGCAAACGUGGAGACCUUUUAUUUGAGUCAGUUCAUCUAAUUGCAUCGGGAUUCGAACGGAGGUCGGUCUUUCAUCAGUUGAUGGGUGGAGCAACUGAGCUAGGCCCCUUCGAGACCUCUAAGUGCUUGACUCAAAGGUGGACUCAAAGGGGCUCCAGGGGAGGGGAGGGUGGGAGGAAGGGGGGGGAGGGGGAUGCUCCUUUACGUAGAGGGUUCCUACUGUGCUCACAAAAACGUCAACACCUUUGAGAGGUUAGCAGAGGGGGUGAGGGUGGCUCCAGGGUGGGGGGAGGAGGGUGGAGGGGGGAGAGUUGGGGGGUGUAACCCUUGCUAAGGGUUCAGCAAUACCCCCUCCUAUCUAGGGAAAACCCGGUGCAGCUGGAGCAUUGCUUCACUACUGGGACUUGAAAACCUUGGGACCUUUGUCUGCUUGGUCCAGGAGGUGGGAGGGAGGCGUUUGGGUCCCCCGUUCGUCUCUUGUCUUGAUCUUCGUAGUUUACGGCGGCGGCCAUGCCUAGCAUCUGCGGCUGCCCCACUCCUAGUAAGCUAGCCAACUAUGGCAGCCUUAAGUUGUGUGAGGCCCCCACAUGCCUUAAGUUCUCUGUGGUCCCCACACGGAUGAGGUUAUCGGAUCUUCUCCAGAGAGGGAGGAGGAAAAAGACACCAAGGCUCCUUAGCUGUAGACCUGGCUCCAGCUUUGGUGGCCUUGGCAAUUUUAUGGAUGGGGCAGGUGUUGAUUUGUAUGCCCCUGCAUGUACCUUGCAAGAUUUCCUGGCUAGGGGAAGGCUCUCCUCGUGGCGGACCCAACGAUUGGAAGAAAGUAGAGUCGGAUAUAGCAACACCAUGUUUUGGUUGUUUUCCUGCGGGCGUGGACUGUCGAAAGGUGUGACAGCUCAAGCUCGAGAGAAUUCACAGACUGCCACUCCGUCCUCCGACAGCCUGCCGUUUGGUGGUCCCGCAGGGCAUGCCGAAGCCCUGGAUAAGCUCAAGCGUAAACUAGACGUUGAGAAUCCCGAACUACCGGUCGGGACGUAUGGACGAGAUGAUGAUGAAUUGCUGACCUGGUUUCUCCGGGACCGUAGAUAUGACGUCAGUGAAGCGGCUUUCAAACUUGUCAGAAUGCUCAGAUGGCGUCAAGAAUUUGGAGUGACAAAUGUCACACAAGAGUCUGUCGCACGGAUAGCUGCGACCGGAAAGGCCUACCUCCACGACCAGCUUGACCUUGUCGGCCGACCUGUACUUGUCGUCCGCGUAGCCCGACACCUUCCUAAUCCGGAAGACAUCGAAGAUAGUCAGAGGCUUUGUGUUUUCCUAAUCGAGAAAGCAAUCACCAUGCUGCCAAGUGGACAAGAGAACAUUCUGGGUAUCUUUGACCUUCGGGGGUUCAGAAGUAGGAAUGCCGACCUCUCGUUCAUACAGUUUAUUAUUGAUGUCUUUUUCUACUACUAUCCUAGAAGAUUAGGAGAAGUUUUGUUUGUGGAUGCACCGCCUAUCUUCAUCCCUAUUUGGAAGGUCUUCAAGCCAUUGCUGAGAUCUUAUGCUGACCUAGUCCGCUUCUGUUCGUCCAAGGAGCUUGGAGAACAAUACUUCUCUCCCGGAACGGUACCAAAGGAUUUUGCAACCGACGAAAACAGUGGGACAAUUUCCGAGCUCUAAUCCCAUUCGCAUGUGUGUAUACAUCAACACAGAAGGCUGUCUCUCAAUGAAUCCGAGCGACAAAAUAUAGACUACUGCAAAGACCUGCACAUUUGCGUAUACUUUUCUGCGAAAAUGAUGUCUUUUCGACGUGAUUGCCGAGAACUCCGAGUCCGAGUCUCUUUGCUGUGUUGUGUUUUCUAAGUAUGUGUGUGACCUAGCAUGUAUGUAUGCUGUGUGUUGUGUGCUUGCCUGCUGAAGUUCUGGGUGCAAGCCCAAGUGCGUGUGCUAACCCUGUUGCCCGUGAUGUGUGUGUGUGUGUCAUGGACAGGGAUGGGAUAGAAAUAGGGGUAGGAAGCUCCAGGGAUAGUGUUACAUGAUGCGCCUGCACACGGGACCCAUUUCAGGGGGCCGACAGUUGCUGAGGGGGCCCCAGGCCGCGUGCCCUUCAGACGAGCGCACUGGAGGCCCACGGCGGCCCGUAGGCCGCAGGUAUGGAUUUUUGUGACAGCAUUUGUUUAUUUAUUUAUUUAUUUGUUAGCUGUCCUAUUUUUGUCUGUUCAGACAUUGUUUCGGACUUGCAGUCCCCAAGGCCGUGCCUUGGGCCGGGGACACCAGGAGGCAGGGUCUUCUUGGCCAUGUGCAGGGUCUGGAUGUCCGGUCGGGACCCAGACCUGAGAGGCCCACGUUUUUGGGCAUGGCCAGAGGCACACGGAGACAAAUCGGCCGGCCCAGCGCUGUAUAUAGCUGGGCCACGGCCAGGGCAGACACACAGUUUGAGUAGCUCACUUCUUGGGCGACACGCUGCUGGAGCAGCGCUGGGACUACAGCGCUACGCACAGAUAGACGUAGAGGUGUAGGUAGGCAGAGGGGCGGAGGUCAUACCUGCAGCGGCAGACUUACCUGGCGCCAUAGCUGGGGCUCCUCGCGGCAACCUGCACAUGAUGACGACAACGACGGUCAGUCCAGCGGCGGUUCCCUGCAGGUGAGACCGAGAGGAGGAUGACAUCUUCUUCUUCGUCUUCGUCUCCAUCUCUCCUCCCUCCUACCUUCUUCUUCUUCUUCUUCUUCUUCUUCUUCUUCUUCUUCUUCAGAGAGAGAUUACAGGCAGAGGUUACAUCGGGCAUUUGGCCCAGGAUCUGAUCCGACAUUUCUGUGGCAGACAUUGAUUGGACACUCGGCAAGGACUGUUUUUUGGGCUUUGCUAUCGCGAUCUUGGUCUUCUCCCUCGCCUCCAUCUUCGUCUCGCCUCUUCCCCCAUCUCUCAUCCGGGGUAUCUUCCCCAUGUGUGUGUGCAAGGAGGGACCUUUCUUCUGUGUAUGCGGUCCCUCCUCCCUUUCUCACAUGUGUGUUGUAUGAUGGGAUGUCGCGUCAGUACCAGGCAGGUCAGGUCAUAUCUUUGAGUCUUCCAUUGCGCAACUUUGUGCUAUUUGUUGAUGCUUGGCUGACAUUGCAUUGUCCAUUCUAGCCCUUUUCAUCACUCUGCGGAUCCUUGGCUCCAUGUGCAUUGCCCAACUGGGCAUGUAUCAGAUAGCCUAGGUGGAAAGUUAGGGAUGAUGUAGAAAUAGGGUAGGAAGUACUAGGGAUAGGAAGCAAAGUUAGCCAUAGGGAGGUACUGAGGUUAGAGGGAUGGCCAGGGACAUAAGUAGAAUUUGUUGGGGACCCAGUAGGGGUAGUCAAGUAAGUCGAAUAGGGCUAGAUCG
This is a messenger RNA of Chara braunii, 3554 nucleotides long. The record is from the annotation of a GenBank genome assembly. Lineage: Eukaryota; Viridiplantae; Streptophyta; Charophyceae; Charales; Characeae.